This is a messenger RNA of Drosophila guanche, 4888 nucleotides long. RefSeq names its product mediator of RNA polymerase II transcription subunit 12. NCBI's taxonomy places the organism in Eukaryota, Metazoa, Arthropoda, Insecta, Diptera, Drosophilidae. The transcript has 5 exons. The record is from RefSeq and is a predicted model, not a curated record. Bases 645 to 4658 code for a protein of 1337 amino acids.
UGUGUGCGUGUGUUCGUGUGUCCGUGCGGUGCGUGCCUUUGCUUCCAAAAUUGUUCAAUGUAAAAAUAAACAUUCGAUUAAGUUUUUAAAACAAAAGGCAACCUUGAAAAGGCACCAAAAAAGCAUCGACAAGCGGGCAGCGCUCUUUUGGCUUUUCGCUUUCGGCGGCUAUUUUCGUGUGUGUGAAAUGCCUGCCGCUUGGUUCUAAAUAGUUUUUCCAAUCGGAAAAUUGUUCUCGAGAACAAUUGGAAAUACACAGCUCGUGGUGCACCUUCCACUCGUUAAUAUUCCGCGACGGUUGCAUCCUGUGUGGAAUUGUGUGCUUGCAUUUAUGUAACUCUCUGUAAAUCUCCUGUUCAAAAGGCAACAACUACGUUCAGGAAUUCGCUGGAGUCCCCGCACCCCUACGCCCACGCACAACAAUCUGGUGGUGGUGGCAGCAUGGAGUAGCAGACGUGGCACGCCACGCACCGUACACUGGAGCAGGUGUAGACCGGAAAGCGGCACAGGCAUGAGACGCUAAUGAAUUAACUAAUUAAAAAGGAGCAAACCGGGCAAAAAAUAGGCGUUAACCCGUCAUACAAUCCGUUAGAGAGCAAAACCUGAGAGUCUCCUGUUUGAAGCAUCGCUAGCGUUAGCACAGAAUGACAUCAUACGCAAAUGACACAACGACAACCACAACCGCAGCAGCGGCAGCAGCUGGAGCUGGAGCUGGAGCAGGAAAUGCAGCAGCAGCGGCAGCAGCAAUCGGUGGCGCAACCCAUGGAGGAGUAGCAGGCGUGGCUGGUGCAGUUGAAUCAUCGAGAGUCAAGGACAAGAGCAGGGAUACCCUGCACAUUGGUGGCCGAUACAGCGACGACGACGGCAACAGCUCUGACGGACGCGAGAAGGCCGACACCACGCCCGAAAACAUCAAGAAAAUAGCCGAGAUCAUGGACCAGUCUGUCGAUAAAGUUGUCUCUGCACCGGCCACGCCCCAAGCGCAGUCGCAGCAUCCAUCGCCCCGCCAUCAGCUGCUGAGUCAGGUGAAUCCGGGCUUUGUGGGCCUGGGCGCUGCCAUCGAUGAGUCAAGCGGCAAGUUCUGUCUUGGCAAGCCGCCGCCAUCGCCGGCCGAAAAAGCGGCGGCAGCACAGAGCAGAGCGAACCAUCAGAAGCAGCAGAUCGGCAACAACAGAGUGAUCGCUGGUGAGGCCGAGGAGGAAGACAACUCAACCGAAUCCAACUCAACGACGACUGCCACAAAGCAGGCGCUAGCCUUCACCAUAGACCACUUUGAGGCCUCGGAGAACGAUGCCGCGGCACAGGCGGCACGCUACAAGAACAUGAUGGAACGCUUCCAGAAUCGCCACAAGCGUGGGGCAUCCAUGUCCAAGCUUGAGACGGAGAAUGUUGCCACCACAACGACGGGCACGAACAGCGGCGGGCGGCAAUCGCAGCGGAGCAGCCUGGAUGCCGGCAGCAGCAUGGCCGACGACACGCCCAGCUCCGAGCAGGCGCCGCAGGUGCGACUGCGCGUGCGGGAGCGAAGUGCCUCACGGGUGCGAGAUGCCUCCAAGCGGCACAGCUGGUCGCCACGCAGCUCAGGGACCAGCGCACCCGAACCCGCGCCAGCGCCCACGAAUCGUGCAGCGAGCAGAUCGAAGCUGCCACCGCCAGCUGCGAACAAGGGAGCCGCCAAUUUAGUGGCCUCUGCGAAGGGAACCAAAGGAGCCGCCAAUUUGGUGGCCAAUCGCACCGCCAAUCAGUUUACGCCACGAUCCACCGCCAUGCAGCUGGCACUGCGGCAGGUGGAGAUGCUGUGCCCGCAGCCACCGCUGGCCGAUGGCAAGUCGCUGUCGGAGGAUGCUGUCAGCGAGGCGGGCACCUACACGCUGGACGGCGACAACUACACGGAGGAGCAGAAGGAUCUCAUGAAUAUCGAUCGCAAUGCAGCAGCAGCGGCAGCCAAAGCCGCAGCCGCAGCCGCAGCAGCAGAAGCCGCAACGGGCGUCAAAAUGCGACCCAAGCAGCUGCCAGUGAAGUCAAAUCGUGGCAGCAAUGUGCUGGAAGUGAACUUCUACCACGAGACACCGCUGCAGGAGCAUCCAACGCAGCAGCAGAAGCAAUCGCAGACACAGAAGAGCAGCACGGGCGCGUACUUGGAUCAGUUGAAGAGUCGCGUGCUGCGGCAGCAGGCGCCACUGUCUCCCCCGACUCCACCCUCGCCGGCUGCGGAUGUGGGCUGCUUCACCAGCGUCACCACCAGCGGAGUGCUGGCCAAGCAGCGGGCACUGGACACGCAUCCCAACAAGCUGACGCGUCAUAGCCACAGCCACAGUCUGUCCACCUCCCAGAUCGAUAGCUCCGAGUAUGUCAGCAACGAGGCCAAGCUGAGGCACACUCAAGCGCUGUCCGGCUCGGCCACAGAUCGGCAAAAGGCCGAAUAUCGCCUCAAUGUGUUCACCACCAGCACCACACAACAACAGGCACCACAUCAUCAGCAUCAGCAGCAGAAACAUCAACUGCCAGAGACACCGCCCACGCCCACACAGACCUCGGACACGGCUCUGAUGCAAACGGCGCAGACGAAGCAGGAUUGGAUACAGGAAUGGGCGAGGAAUGCACGGGCACGCAGCCUGGCGCAGGAUGUGAGUGGCACCAGCGCUAGUCGACGGCAACAGCAGGCCCAAGCGCAGGCACAAGCACAGAAACUGAUGACACGAAGCUACAACUGCUCGGACACUGGCGGGGACUCGCUGACCGACGACAGCCUCAGUUUGUACAAUCAGCAGCGGCAGUAUGCGGCCGCCGCCAAGCUAAAUCGGGGUCUAGCGGAGCGCUACCGGCUGUUGGGCGACUGUGACUACGCCAGCGAUCCGGCGUUGUGCAGUCACGGAGGAGGAGGACAGGCGGUGGAGCCGCCGUAUAAGCCACCCAAGAGUCCCAGCAAGAUACCCUCGCCGUUGCACACGCUGGGACGUACGCGCAGUGCCAGUCGCUCACGGCCACAGACCGAUGCCUAUCUGGAGCAAACGGCGGCGGCCAUCAGCAAUCUGCAGCAGUCGCUGUCGCGCAGGAGCUCCGUCAAGUCACCGGCGCAGAGCAGUCCGCAGCAUAGCCUGGAGGCAGGAGCGGGCGGUGGCUAUCGCAGAUCGCCGCUGCAUCGAGCGCUCAUGACCAGCAGCAUCAACGAGGCGCAGCUGCAGCUGUUGACCAGCGGAGAGUAUCUGCUCAAGCAGCUGCGGCGCCGCAAGAACUCACUGGACGAUGUGGAGCACGUGGAGCAUUUGUACGAUUACGAGAAGGCGCCUCCCGAGGCGGCUGCCCCGUUGUCGCCGCUGCGUCGUUCGAGCAGCUUUCAGCAGCAGCAGCAGCAGCAGGGACAGAGCCAGCAUCCCGUGCGGCAGGCACGUCCCAACUUUCAGAACUUGUACACACCGCCCGCGGCACGUCACGCCCAUGCGCUGAGCAUGGUCCAGCAGCUGAAGAAGUCCGCGAGCAGCAACAACUUUGAUCAGGCGUACAGCGACUAUGACAACGAGCUGCAGUACUACAUCAACGAUGAGGAUGAGCUGGGCACCACCGGCGCCUACUACUCCAGCAACGAGGAGGAGGACGAAGUGGAGCAGUCCCAGGGUUCCGUGCCGUUGACCAAUACGCGCAUGAACAAGGCGCUGCUGAUGCGCAUUGAACGGAGUAAGCAGCGUGUGGCGGGAGCGGGACAAACGCAAGCCAAACCCUCCUCAGCGCCAGCGGGAAAGCUAAACGCAGCGCAGACAGGCGCAGGCCUCGUGGCAUGUCCCAACACUCCCGAGCUGCCGCGACGUGGCAUCAGAAGUGCCUCGAGAGCAGCUCCAGGAUCGGCGCCCAAAACGCGCCAAUCCAUGCCACGCGAGACGAGCUUGAGUCGCUUGGCCCAGCAGGUGCCCAGCUCUCUGGCCAAUGCCAAGAAGCAGCUGCUGCAAACGGCCAAUGCCAGCAGGGAGCAGCGCGUGCAGCCCAAGUACAUGGACAUAUCCAAGUACAAGCCGGCGCAGUCCAACAGUUUUCUGCGCAAGAACGAUGCCAAGAGCACGCUGAAGCCGGCGGAUCAGAUGAAACGCAGUCCCAGUGCCAGCUCCAUGGGCCUCAGUCGUGGCGAGGGCACACGUGCCAGCAAUCGCAGCGUCAGAAGCAAUGUCUCCGCCAUGAAUACGAGCACAACGUCCCUGGGUGGCGGCACCCGCGCCUCAUCCGCUGCACGACGCGAUGCCUCAGCUAACAAACAAAAGGAGGCCGAGAUGGCCAUGUGGAAGCGUCGCUCCACUUAUGAUCCCAUGAAAGCAGCAGCCGAGGAUCGCCGCAGGAAGGAGGAAGCGCGUCGUGCACAGAGCCAGUCUCAGAGUCAGCAACAAAUGAACGAUGAGGCGGAUGAAACGCCUUUCGAGAGUGUUCUCCGCCCAACCAACAAUAUGACUAUCACGGGCGGGGGCCACGGCUACAGUCCUCGAAACUCUGUGGAAAACGACGCCUGGACGCUUGGUGAAUCCUCCGAAUAUGGCGAAUAUAUGGAUGACUAUGACGAGAACGAGGAAGCGGAGGCAGACGAGCAGCAGAUGCACGACUAUGUGGGCCAGGAGUCCGAUGAUGUGUUCGAAACGGAGACUGCUGAGGCAGCGGCACAGGGCAGCGUCGAGUAACAACAACAACACAAAGCGAACCAGCAACAGUGAUAUAUAAAUUCGAUAUAUAUACAUAAUAACGAUAUAUAUGUACAACAUAUUGUAUGAAUUAACCUGCUCUGAGUUGAUAUCUAAAAUAUUUCUUUCUGGCCUCUGUUCGAUUUAUUUGUUUGAAGUUUAUAAUUUUUGAUUAUCACAAACAAUCAUCGAAUAACCCAAAUAAACUGAAUCAUGCUUAGCGAUAGAUA